Molecule: messenger RNA, 1071 nt
Organism: Dacryopinax primogenitus
Lineage: Eukaryota; Fungi; Basidiomycota; Dacrymycetes; Dacrymycetales; Dacrymycetaceae
Exons: 3
Coding region: 121-894 (257 amino acids)
Biological process (GO): regulation of transcription by RNA polymerase II
Cellular component (GO): PcG protein complex; transcription regulator complex
Molecular function (GO): RNA polymerase II cis-regulatory region sequence-specific DNA binding; DNA-binding transcription factor activity, RNA polymerase II-specific
Source: RefSeq, a predicted model, not a curated record
CCUUGCUGUGCUUGACCAAUGUCUUUCUCCAUCCACUCUGCCUCGGGGAGGCGUGUCGACCUUCUCAACCCAGUCGACGUACACCCGCACGAGAUGAUCCGCAGUCGUAUGUCAGAAAGCAUGUCUCCACCUUCUGCACACGCGGUCGUGCACGACGACUCGGUUUCCCCGACGUCUGCUUCUCUCUCCCCCCUGAACUCGUCCAUGCAUCCUCUCGAGCCUACCUCGGGGAAGCGUAUCUACCGCUGCCAGGAAUGCCAGAAGGUCUUCUCCACGUCCGGCCAUCUCACAAGGCACUCCAAGGUACACACUGGGGAGAAGAACCAUAUUUGCCCCUAUCCCGACUGCCAGCGUCGCUGCUCGCGGAGGGACAACCUUCUCCAACACUAUACGAUGCACCUGACCAAGGAGGAGCGCGACUUGCCCACGACUUACGUUCGUGAAGCACUCUCGGCUAUGCAAGCGCGUAUGGGAACAUACGUCCACCCGUACCCGCGAGGUGCCACUGCCGCUGGGCCGCCUCCCCAACUACCGCCAAUGCGCGUCGAACGCAGCCUACAACAGCAUGUGUACCCCAUCCCCACGUCGUACCCGACCCAUCGGUACCCCGAGCAUGUAGCCUAUGCUCGUCAUGAGCAUCAUACUCAGCGUCCAGUGCUGCUCACUUCCAGCCCUUCCCCUGUCAAGCGCCCACUUGAGCUCGAUAUGGACGACGAUAUGCGCCGUCCCCCCAGCAUGCGCCGCACUUCCUCGUCUUCCAGCGGCUCGACCAGGGAGCCGAUCACCCCGCCAAUGCCUGGUGCACCGCGCAUGAACAUGACCAAGAAGGAAUACCUCCCCCAGAUGCCCGAAGAACGCAGGUUCCAAGUGUCUUCUGUGCGCGGCACGCUGUAACACGCAUACAAGGAUCGCUCGCUGGACUCAAGCACGUACAUAUCGCAACAUAAGUGUUUUCAACCAAGCACAGUCACCAAAUGGGCUGUUGUGUCUUUCUCUUCUGUCGUCCCGUGUAUUCUAUGUAUCAUCGCUGAAGAUACGUGUAUCAGUUUAAAUAUUUCGAUUUCUGCCGAG